AUGAGUCUCGAUGGUCUUCGUGCGCGCUGGAAUCUACGGCGGACAGAGCGAUGCAAUAGUGUGGAACUAGGUGCAGCUUCUGCAAAUGCUUACUUUACAUCGAAACGGAUUCGACAGCGCGCACCCUCUAAGGUGAGAAAACGAAGUCAAAAUGUGCAACAUGUUACAAACGACGCGAGUCCAAGUCGAAUACAGAGCAAAAGGCAGCGAGUAAAUGAGCAAGAGGCGGACACUGAGAUUGAAUGUAUUAGAAAACUUGAUUUGCCGUCGCAUAGCCAGAUGGUGGCGGAGUUACGAGCGGUGGACGAGCACAGGAUACCGCAGUAUAAACACUUCGAGCACUUUUUUUCAACGUGGAAGUGUGAGCUUCUUGCGAAUUUUAACUUGCUUUUUUACGGUGUGGGCUCUAAAUUGGCGCUACUGCAAGAUUUUGCCUCCACAUGGCUUAGCGAUGGGUUUGUUCUACAAAUACAUGGUUACUUGCCAGUUAUAUCACUUAAAUAUCUGAUUGAGACAAUACAAUCGAAGAUUUUAAACAUUGACGUGAAGCAAAAUCGAUCGCUUUCUCAACAGUGUAGAGACAUUGGUGAACUCAAAGCAUCACGACAUUCGUAUCUCGUUUAUCUCAUGGUACACUCCAUCGAUGGUCCAGCAUUACGGAAUCCAGAAACUCAGUUAUGCUUGAGCUGGCUAGCACAAGCACCAUUUAUUCAUCUUGUCGCUUCAAUGGAUCAUAUUAAUGGACUUUCAAUUUGGAGUGAGGAAGAUUUACUCCGGUUUGAAUGGCUUAGUCGGAAUAUUGACACGUGCCAGCCGUACAGACACGAAAUUGAACUGAAGUUGGCGAAAUGUGCAAAAACGGCGGAUAUCACGAGCAGCGGUGUUAAAUUUAUUUUGCAAAGUUUGACACCAACGGAUGUAGCGAUGCUGCAAGAAGUUGCGCGCCAACAGCUCGCACUUUCAAAGCAAUUGAAUGCUCAGAGCCGUACGUCAAAGGUUGCAAAAUACGCACCUUACCAGUCAGUCUACGAGGCUUGUCGCAAAAAGUUGUUAUUUUUCACACCUUUAGCUUUCAAAAACUCGGUGAAAUGUCUUGAAGAUCAUGGCUUGCUGAAGAAAAUUCGCUUUCAUACGGUAGAGUACCUCGAGAUACCUCUGCCAGAGUCGGUCGUCAAAAUGGAAAUUGUUCAUCAGUAG
Plasmopara halstedii is the source of this 1197-nucleotide messenger RNA. Its product is annotated as origin recognition complex. Lineage: Eukaryota; Oomycota; Peronosporomycetes; Peronosporales; Peronosporaceae. The record is from RefSeq and is a predicted model, not a curated record. Gene Ontology annotation, molecular function: DNA replication origin binding. Gene Ontology annotation, biological process: DNA replication. Gene Ontology annotation, cellular component: nucleus; nuclear origin of replication recognition complex. The transcript has 4 exons. The coding region runs from base 1 to 1197 and encodes 398 amino acids.